Messenger RNA from Pistacia vera, 484 nucleotides. Its product is annotated as cytochrome P450 CYP72A219-like. The record is from RefSeq and is a predicted model, not a curated record. Lineage: Eukaryota; Viridiplantae; Streptophyta; Magnoliopsida; Sapindales; Anacardiaceae. The coding region runs from base 8 to 424 and encodes 138 amino acids. Gene Ontology annotation, molecular function: oxidoreductase activity, acting on paired donors, with incorporation or reduction of molecular oxygen; monooxygenase activity; iron ion binding. The transcript has a single exon.
GGUAAAUAUGAUCCUAUUCGAGGUUCUCAGAUUGUAUCCUCCAACUUUACUUCUUCGAACUGUAGUAAAAGAAACCAAAUUGGGAGAUCUUUGUUUACCAGCAGGAGUGGAGUUGUUCAUGCCAAUGGACCUUGUCCAUAGGGAUCCAGAACAAUGGGGAGAAGAUGCAAUGGAGUUCAACCCAGAAAGAUUUUCCGAAGGAAUUUCAAAGGCUUCUAAGGAUCAAGUCUCGUACUUCCCUUUCGGUUACGGACCAAGAAUAUGCAUCGGGCAAAACUUUGCAAUGCUUGAGGCAAAACUGGCGUUAUCUCAAAUCUUACAGCAUUUCUCAUUUCAGUUGUCACCUACUUAUACUCAUUCUCCUGCCAUUGUUCUCACGCUUCAACCUCAGUAUGGCGCUCAGAUCAUCUUGCAUAAAAUUUGAAGGAUAAGUUUAUAACCAAUCUAAAAGUUUGGCCCAAUACAUUUCUUGAUAAUAUUGAUC